UUCUUCCUUCCACCCUUCCUUCCAUCCUUCCUCCCUCUUCUUCCUCUCCUUCCUUCUUCUUCAACAAGGUGUUGUUUUUGUAACUGACUACUGCUAGCAACGUUGUAGUUAUAGUGAGCAGGUAAAAUGCAGAUACAAUCCUGGCCGUGGUAUCGUUUAGUUUUGGCUCCCAUCCACUAGGUGUCUUAGCUAACGUUAGCUAUUCAAGUAUCCCCGACUAAAAAUGCGCCGACAUGUCACCUAGCAGCAGUCAAAACGAGUGGGUCGGUCGUUUAGAAAAUACUGGAGCUAAUCUUCAAUCAAAAUGAGUUCGUUCGCUGGUCGUAUGAAGGAGUAUCCCAACAUGUCUCUGGACCGUUUCGACAGGGAGAAUCUACACGCAAGGGCUUAUUUUUUAUCUCACUGUCAUAAAGAUCACAUGAAGGGACUGAAGGGGCCUCUGUUGAAAAGAAAGUUGAAAUUCAGUCUGACAGUCAAACUGUACUGUUCAUUUGUAACUAAGGAACUGUUGCUGAGCAACCCAAAAUAUGCCUUCUGGGAAGAUCACAUAGUUGCUUUGGAACUGGAGAGUCCCACACUAAUCACUUUAAUAGAUGAGGCUUCAGGAGAGAGAGAAGAACUUGUGGUGACUCUGCUUCCUGCAGGUCACUGUCCAGGCUCGGUCAUGUUCUUGGUAGAGGGGGCCCAGGGUGCGGUGUUGUACACAGGAGACUUCCGACUGGCGAAGGGAGACGCCUCCAGGAUAGAACUCCUCCACUCUGGGAGCAGGGUGAAAGACAUCAAGAGUGUGUAUCUGGACUCCACCUUUUACGACCCUCGCUUCUACCAGAUCCCCAGCAGGGAGACCUGUCUACAUGCUAUCCAGGACCUGGUACAGGACUGGAUCAGUAGGAGUGUGCGCCACACAGUGUGGCUGAACUGUAAGGCUGCGUAUGGAUAUGAAUACCUCUUCACUAACCUGGCGAACGAGUUUCACACACAGAUUCAUGUCAACAACCUGGACAUGUUUAAGAAGAUGCCAGAGAUUCUGAGUCAUGUGACCACGGAUCGAGCCACUCAGAUCCAUGCCUGCCGUCACCCCAAGGGGGAGGACUUCCUGGCUACCAGGUUGCCAUGCGGCGGCUCCUCUACUCCUCUCAACAUCAUCAGCAUCAAACCCUCCACCAUGUGGUUUGGAGAGAGAACACAGAGGACCAAGGUUAUCGUCAGGACAGGUGCCAGUUCCUACAGAGCCUGCUUUUCCUUCCACUCCUCCUACUCUGAGAUCAAAGACUUCCUGUCUUAUCUCCAGCCCAUCAACAUCUACCCCAGUGUCGUUCCUAUUGGCCGAACCCACGCUGAUGUCACAGAGCUGUUGAAGUCCAUGUGUAGAGACGUGUCCUCUUCAGCUGUGGUCUACAGACCUCUGGGAACACUGAAACGCACCAGACCAGAGCAGCAAACCCACGAUGUGGACCGUGCUGAUUGGCUGUUUGAGGGGGCGGACCUGGCCCCUGUCAGGAAGAGGGUGAUGAUGCAGGAGGCCACACCCACAACGCUCACUAACCCUCCCGACGAUCCUCUUCCCUUCACACCUCUCGUCACGGGAGACUACAUGGACUGUACCGAAUCUAAUGACGAUGAGGAGGAGGAGGAGGGAGAGAGAGGCUGGGGAGGAGAGAGACCUGGAGGAAGGAGAGAGAGGUGGGGAGGA
Salmo salar (Atlantic salmon) is the source of this 1693-nucleotide messenger RNA. The record is from RefSeq and is a predicted model, not a curated record. NCBI's taxonomy places the organism in Eukaryota, Metazoa, Chordata, Actinopteri, Salmoniformes, Salmonidae.